This is a messenger RNA of Lathyrus sativus (Indian pea), 774 nucleotides long. NCBI's taxonomy places the organism in Eukaryota, Viridiplantae, Streptophyta, Magnoliopsida, Fabales, Fabaceae. The record is from the annotation of a GenBank genome assembly.
AUGACUGCCUUGUCCCCCACCGCUCAGAAUCCCAUUCAAUCCACGGCCAUUGAUAUAACCGGCAAGAUCAUGGUUGUUAUCAUUAUUAUUCUCUUCUUGUUUGUUGUUACUUUUCUUUUCUUCCAUCUUUUCGCCAAGGGAUUUUGGUGGUCCCAUGAUACUCACGCAGACAACGAUCCCCAAUCCCGCCGCCGCCGCCGUGGUCAACAGGGUGGCGUUGUUGGAGAAGGAGGUCUUGAUCCUUUGGUACUCGAGUCCCUGGGCGUAUCGGUAUUCAAUAGGGAAAAAGAUGGUUUGGAUUUGGAGUGUUCAGUUUGUCUAUCGGAACUAGUGGAAGGAGAAAAAGUGAGGGUUUUGCCAAAAUGCAAUCACAGGUUUCACAUAGAUUGUAUUGAUAUGUGGUUCCAAUCUCAUUCAACCUGCCCUCUUUGCAGAACAACACUUGCUGCUACUCCUUCUCCUUCCCUAAUACUUGAAAUAGAACCUUCGUCUCCCGCUGCUUUUCCCACUAAUGUUUUGAUUUGGGGAAAUCACAACCAAACCAUCUCCUCUACUACUAGUUCAGAACAAAACACUGAGGGAAUGUUGAGGAUUGAUAUACCCAAUGACACUGAGUGCGAGGCUACUAGUUCAUCAUCGUCAGAAGGAGGGAGAUUAAGGUCGUUGAAGAGGCUUUUAAGCAACAGCAGACUAAAUCCAUGGAGUCCAACUGCUGCUGCUACAUCUCUCCAACAACAAAUAAAAGCAAAGGAAUCAGCAGCACAACACAGCUGA